This is a messenger RNA of Phascolarctos cinereus (koala), 3201 nucleotides long. RefSeq names its product mitogen-activated protein kinase 8 interacting protein 1 (gene MAPK8IP1). Gene Ontology annotation, cellular component: cytoplasm. The record is from RefSeq and is a predicted model, not a curated record. NCBI's taxonomy places the organism in Eukaryota, Metazoa, Chordata, Mammalia, Diprotodontia, Phascolarctidae. Gene Ontology annotation, molecular function: MAP kinase scaffold activity; JUN kinase binding. Gene Ontology annotation, biological process: regulation of JNK cascade; JNK cascade.
UCUUCCCCCUCUUCCUCCUUCUCCUCCUCCUUCUCCUCCUCCUCCUUCUUUCCCUUCUCCUCCUCCUCUUCUCUGGCUCGCUCCGCCCGCCCGGAUGGCCUGGGCUGCGCCGGGAGAAUGGCGGAGCGAGAAAGCGGAGGGCGCGCUGGGGGCGGGGGCGCCGCGUCCACGCCCGGGGCCUCCCCAUUCCUGGGGUUGCACAUCGUGUCGCCUCCCAAUUUCAGGCUCACCCAUGACAUUAGUCUGGAGGAAUUCGAGGAUGAGGACCUCUCGGAGAUCACGGAUGAGUGUGGAAUCAGCCUGCACUGCAAGGACACCCUCUCCCUGCGGCCCCAGCGCGGCGGACUCAUGCCGGGAGGCGGCGGCUGCGGGGGAGCUGGCAGCCGGCUGCAGGCCGAGAUGCUGCAGAUGGACCUGAUCGACGCGGCCGGGGACACGCCCGGAGCCGAGGAGGAGGAGGACGAAGACGAGGACGAGGACGAGGACGAGGAGGAAGAGCGGCGGGGGCGGCCCCGGGGCCCCGGGCAGCAGCAGCAGCAGCAGCAGCAGCAGCCCCCGCCGCUGCAGCCUCCGCAGCCGCUGCAGCAGCAGCGCGGGCCCGGCGGCGGCGGGGGCCCGGCUCCCGAGCCCGGCCAGGACACGGCGCCGCGAGGCCUCGGCGGGGACACCUACCGGCCCAAGCGGCCCACCACCCUCAACCUCUUCCCGCAGGUGCCGCGGACGCAGGACACCCUGAACAACAACUCCCUGGGCAAAAAGCACAGCUGGCAGGAACGGGUGUCCCGGUCCUCUUCUCCGCUGAAGACAGGCGAGCAGACCCCUCCUCAUGAACACGUCUGCUUGAGUGAUGAGCUGCCGCCCCAGAACAGUCCCGCACCCACCAAGGACCGGGGUACCUCCACAGACAGUCCCUGCCGCAGAAGCACUUCCACCCAGAUGGCCCCUCCCGGUGGCGGCCCCCCAGCCUCUCGGGGCUCCGACAAGGCCCCAGCUCCCUCUGGAGGCCGGGCCCACCCACACCGUGACCGUAUUCACUACCAAACAGACGUGCGGCUAGAAGCCACUGAAGAGAUCUACUUGACCCCAGUGCAGCGGCCCCCCGCCCCGGAGGCCACCCCGGCCUUCCUCCCCCCAGCCGAGAGCCGCAUGUCAGUUAGCUCUGACCCCGACCCCACUGGCUAUCCACCAGCCCCCGGCCGGCCCCACCCCUCCAUCAGCGAGGAGGAUGAGGGUUUUGACUGCCUGUCGUCCCCCGAGAGGGGCGAACCCCCCAGCGGGGGCUGGCAGGACAGUCGGGCGGAGCUGCCCCGAGCCUCGCUGAGCUCGGACACCAGCGCCCUGUCCUAUGACUCGGUCAAAUACACCCUGGUGGUGGACGAGCACGCCCAGCUGGAGCUGGUGAGCCUUCGGCAAUGCUACUCCGGCUACAGCGACGAAAGCGACUCGGCCACCGUCUACGACAACUGCGUCUCGUCCCCCUACGAGUCGGCCAUCGGGGAGGAGUACGAGGAGGCGGCGCGGCCGCGGCCGGCCGUCUGCCUCUCAGAGGACUCCUCGCCCGACGGACCCGACGUGCACUUCUCCAAGAAAUUCCUCAACGUCUUCAUGAGCGGCCGCUCUCGCUCCUCCAGUGCCGAAUCUUUCGGAUUGUUCUCCUGCACCAUCAACGGGGAGGAGCAGGAGCAGACGCACCGGGCCGUGUUCAGGUUUGUGCCCCGGCAUGAGGACGAGCUGGAGCUGGAGGUGGACGACCCGCUCUUGGUGGAGCUGCAGGCCGACGAUUACUGGUACGAAGCGUACAACAUGCGCACGGGCGCUCGAGGAGCCUUCCCCGCCUACUACGCCAUCGAGGUCACCAAGGAGCCCGAGACCGUGACAGCCUUGGCCAAAAACAGUGACUGGGUGGACCAGUUCCGGGUGAAGUUCCUGGGUUCUGUCCAGGUUCCAUACCACAAAGGCAACGACGUUCUCUGCGCUGCUAUGCAAAAGAUUGCCACCACCCGCCGGCUCACGGUGCACUUUAACCCGCCCUCCAGCUGUGUCCUUGAGAUCAACGUUCGGGGAGUAAAGAUUGUGGUCAAGGCUGAGGACUCCCAGGAGCACAAGGGGAAUAAAUGCAGUCACUUUUUCCAGCUGAAGAACAUCUCUUUCUGUGGCUACCACCCAAAGAACAACAAGUACUUUGGGUUCAUCACCAAACACCCCGCUGACCACCGGUUUGCCUGCCAUGUCUUCGUGUCCGAGGAAUCCACCAAGGCUCUGGCCGAGUCUGUCGGGAGAGCGUUCCAACAGUUCUACAAGCAAUUUGUGGAGUAUACGUGCCCCACGGAGGACAUCUACCUGGAGUAGCAGCGCUGCCCCCGCCCCCUUCCCGCCCCUUCCUCUGAUUGUGCCCUGGGCUGCCCCACCCCAGACUGGAGGAGGUGCCUGCACAGACCAAGGGCACCUGUCAAUGCCAUCUCUCCUCCGCAGGAAGCCCUCUGGGGCAGGAUUGGGGAGGGGGGAGGAUUAGCUGAGGGUGGGGAACUAUGGGGGAGGGUGGACUGAGGGGUUAGGGGAGAGGCAAAUGCAGUUUAUUGUAAAAUACAGGAUUAGAUGAUUCUAUGAAUGAACAGGAGAUGCUGCUUCAGAAGGUGGGAGGGACAGGGGAGAGGGAUGGGCUCAGAGCCAAUGGGCCAGGUCACCUCUGUCCUCCAUGCCCCCCGGCCUUUCCCCGGGAGUGCUCCCUGCUUCCCCUACCUGGGCCUUGGCUAAUGGUUCCUGCCUUUACUCAGCCAAUACCACCUGUGCCCACUGACCUCUGUACCCCUGCCCUUUGCUCAGGGCCUUGCUGGGCUGGCCCAUUGAGGACUUUUUCAAUGAAGAAAUAGCAGCGGGUGCAGACAUGUGAGCCGCUUGCCAGAGGCCCGCCAGGGCUCUCUCUGCACACACCUGUAGCCUCCGUGGCACAAGGGGAAUUUUCUCCUACUCCCUGGCAGGCAGGUCCCUCGACAGGGUUAGGGCACCCAAGGCUCUGGGGUGACAUCGGUAGCCCAGGGCCUCUGGUGUUGGCAGGAGGAUGGCAGCUUGGGCCACGCCCCCCCCUUCCGGCCUGGGCAGGGAGAAGUGGGCAAAACUGUCUCCUCCAGGCCCCUUCAGGGCCUUCUUGCAGUUGCAUCUUGGCCCAUCUCGGCAACCACUAUUAAAGUGCCAUUUCCUGUA